Molecule: messenger RNA, 1019 nt
Organism: Asterias rubens (European starfish)
Lineage: Eukaryota; Metazoa; Echinodermata; Asteroidea; Forcipulatida; Asteriidae
Exons: 6
Coding region: 225-929 (234 amino acids)
Source: RefSeq, a predicted model, not a curated record
AUAGUGUCGGCCAAUUUGCUACCUUCUGACCAAGACAGUACAUUAAACAGCAGAACUGUCAUUUUUAGAAUACCCGCGGUAGCAAGGAAGUUCUGUGACCUUUGUUUACAAUAAGUGUGACCUUCUUCUUCUUCUUCUUCCGUACAAGUACAGUCCACCAUCUGGUGUAUUACGUACUGUGGUUGUUGUGUGCAUGCGAGGGUGUGGAUAUAUACAGUGCAGUUAUGGGAGAUCCUCAAGACAAAUCGACUGGUAGUAACAACGACGGACUACAAUCUUUAUUAAAGAGCUUUGACCAUUUCCGGGGUAUGAUCUAUUCUUUACCGGAUGGCGGACCCGAGCUGACGAAGGUUUACGACGAUUGGUCGAGCACUCACUCUGAGGGACUUCGCCACAAAGGUUACCUGGCUCCCAGCAACCUGGCAAAGAUUGCAGCCGACUUUAUCAUUGAUAAGACGGCGAGAAUCUUAGAUGCAGCAUCCGGAACUGGGAUGGUCGGAGAGGAGUUGAAAACUCAAGGAUUCGGGAACAUCGAUGCCUUUGAUCAAUCCCAGGGGGCGCUAGACUACAGUAAGACACUGGGUGUGUAUACAAACUACAUACGUGACACUCUGGAUGAGCACCAGACACAAAUCCCGACAGAUUGCUAUGACGCUGUCUUGAUGGCUGGAACUUUCGGAUUGCCCGGUCACGUGACAGUUGCUUGCUUCCCAGAACUCAUUCGCAUUACAAAAACAGGAGGUUUCAUCAUGAUCACUUUGAACGAUUUAGUCAUUGACCAAUGGAAGGACAAGCUGGACGCAGCCAUUGAGGCAAGUCGCCAAAAGGGAUUGUGGGAGCUGGUGGAAACACGCUGGUGUCCCUACAUGAAGUCUUCUAAAGAGAAAGCUAUGGUGCCAAUACUAAAAAUUACCAAAGGGAAUAUUUAGCCAGCGAUGUAUCAUUUUGUGUUUUCCGUUUCAUCCAAACUGGUUAAAGGCACUGGACUCUCAUUGGUAACUAUUCAAAAUAAUUGUUAU